Messenger RNA from Closterium sp. NIES-65, 1371 nucleotides. The record is from the annotation of a GenBank genome assembly. NCBI's taxonomy places the organism in Eukaryota, Viridiplantae, Streptophyta, Zygnematophyceae, Desmidiales, Closteriaceae.
AUGGAAGCGGGAUUCUGGGAUUGGUCACAAGUCACAAAGCCACCCCCCAGGAACACCCGAGCUACACCUGUGGACAAGGGCGGUGGAGGGAUGGUGCGGAGGAUGGUGGACAAGAGGCGAUGCAGGCAACGCAGAGAGGAGCCAGCGGUGGUGGUGGUGGCAGUGGCAGUGGUGGCAGCAGUGGUGGCAAUGGUGGUAUUGGUGGUGGAUGUGGCAAUGGUGGUAUUGGUGGUGGAUGUGGCAAUGGUGGUAUUGGUGGUGGAAGUGGCAAGGGUAGUGGUGGUGGUGUUGGUGGUGGGGGUGGGUGCAGCAGCCGCAUCACAGGGGAAGAAAGAGCAGGCCACAGCAUGUGACGCGGACAAGGAGGCAGCAGGAGCAGAGGGAGCGGCAAUCCCAAGGGUGUUUUUCCAUGGCGGGCACGUCACCUCGUGGAAGCACGACGGCAAGGAGGAGAACCUCUUUAUGAGCAGCAAGGCCAUCUUCAAGCCACCCAAGGCGAUCCGAGGCGGCAUCCCAGUGUGCUUCCCUCAGUCGUUCUUGCUGCGCCAGUGUCUCAUUGAAUAUGCGUUUCAUUCAGGCCAAGACCGUGUGGCACCUUCCUUGCAAUUUCCCCCCUGCCCACUCUCCCUCCCUCCCUCCCCUCCCUCCCCUCCCUCCCUCCCUCCCUCCCUCCCUCCCUCCCUCCCUCCCUCCCUCCCUCCCUCCCUCCCUCCCUCCCUCCCUCCCUCCCUCCCUCCCUCCCCCCCCCCCUCCCUCCCUUGCUACCUCGCUCCCUCCCUCCCUCCUCCGUCAAUCCCUCCCUCCCUCCUUCCCUCCCUGCCCACUCUCCCUCCCUCCCUCCCUCCCUCCCUCCCUCCCUCCCUCCCUCCCUCCCUCCCUCCCUCCCUCCCUCCCUCCCUCCCUCCCUCCCUCUCUCCCUCCCUCCCUCUCUCCCUCCGUCCGCCCCUCCGUCGUCCUCGUUUCCCCCUCCCCCCUCCUCCUUCCUCGCCGUGCCCCCCAUCUUUCCUUCCCCUGUUGCAGUUCGGCCCGAUGGGACCGUUGGAUCAGCACGGCUAUGCCAGGAAUAGAUCCUGGUCGUUGGAUCCCGCAUCUCCCAACACGGACCCCGCCUCCCUUGAUCUGCUCCUCACGCCCUCCCCUGAAGACCUGCGCAUCUGGCCGCACAGGUGGUCCUGCGCAUCUGGCCGCAUAGGUGAGGGUGCUGAUGGCGUGUGCAUGCAGCGCUGGUGUGCUUGUAAGGUAAGCUGCAGCGCUGGUGUGCUUGUAAGCUUCGAGCUGCAAAUGAAGGUGGCGCUGGGAAGAGGAGACGAGCUGCUGUCGUCCACGCGAGUGCUCAACCCCCUCAGCAAGGCGCUCUCCUUCACCGCUUAA